UUAACAACCCACUCCCGACCAAAAUUAUAAGUACUUCUUUCCGAAGAACAAUGCCUAACAAACGACUGCCGCAUUUGAAUGCCAGCAUGCAGCCGCACAUGUCCAGGCCCAGUCUGGUGCGCAGCUCCUCGCCCAAGCAGGAGCCGGACAAGCGGAAUGGCCUCGAUGGAGAUUUACUGGAGGAGUCCAGAGAGGAAUGCAAGCGAGUCCGUUGGAAUAUCCCGUUUGAUUCGUUGCAAGACAAACGAGGGCCAAGCAAAAGUAAGUUGAGCCAAAAGAGCCCCUCCUUCAUCACGCCGUCGAGCACAAAACCAAUGCAAUUCGAUCCGGAUACCCCAAAGGAGGUGCAGGUGGCCCACGAACUGCGGCUGGCGGUGCACCGCGGUGGCGGUUCUACUGAUCCCGACCACAACUACGCGCUGAGGGCCAAGCUGUCCCCGCUGCAGCUGCCCUACAGCCGCAUCCAGAGGAUCCUCAAGGAGUGCGAGCUCUACGAACGGAACCAGACCACCUUUAUCGUGCCCAUCGAUUACAAUGAUGAUCAGGUGGCACUCGUGUGCAAGGCUCGGACGCACAACCUCGCGGAACUGAAGCAGCGACUGGCCCCCUUGCUGAUGCGAUACAAGGCGCGGCUUUACAAUCGGCAUCUGUUCACCGAAACGGGCGUCAUCAAGGCCAUUGUGCCCCGCAAGACGCGCCUUAACUUCUCGGACUUCAGCCAAACCGUCCAAACGGAUGCCCUGUGGUGCAAGGCCUCUUCCGGCGAAAUAAGCGACUAUGAAAAUGGCUUUGUCGUCUUCAAGUGCCCGCCCAAUGAAUUGGCCGACGUGGCGGCAAAACUUAAGCAAAGCGGCUACAAAAUCCAUCACUCGGAGAUCGGACAUUGCCCCAACGAGCCUUUGGUUUCGCUCUCCCCGCGCCACCUUAAACGCUACGUGGAUUUCGUGAUGGAACUAAAACAGGAUGAGGACAUAUUCAAAGUGUAUGACAAUGUUGACCAUCAAAUUUAAGUAGUUUAAAGAAAUAUUAGACAAAGUAGUAGACAUGA
Molecule: messenger RNA, 1048 nt
Organism: Drosophila persimilis
Lineage: Eukaryota; Metazoa; Arthropoda; Insecta; Diptera; Drosophilidae
Exons: 1
Coding region: 51-1010 (319 amino acids)
Cellular component (GO): mitochondrion
Source: RefSeq, a predicted model, not a curated record